AACUCAGAGCGAGGAGUGGAUCGUCGCUCGUUGUUAUUGUGUGAUUGCGUCACUACCGCGUCGCCAGUGUUUGUUAUGUGGACGGAAAGAGACAAUGGUAACGAUGCAAUUGCGUGUAAUGGACCAGGGACGGCGAACCCCGUGGUCCUCAUGGACGAUCGCAUCCUCGCCGCCGCCAGCUCAAGCAUGGCCGCUUCAACACCCCAAGUUUCCAACCUAAACGUCAACAAGUCAUCCAGGGUGCAUAUCGGCCCAAAGUUUGUCUCCGUAACGCAAAAUGUUCAAAAUGCGGAAAUGAUCAAAGAGCUCUCUCUUCCCAAAUACCUCUGGGACGUGGUGAAGAACAGUUCACGAACAGAAAGGUUGUCUUGCGCAGCAGCACUCAUGGUUCUAAUCACGUGUAUUACUCUCAUAAUCUACUUUACCGUGCAGACGACGAAGUCUGCCGAUCUCUUUGUUGAUAAACCACCCCACGAAUGGCGUAUCACCAGAGAGAUGUGGCUAGCCCAGCCGUACAACAACUCUCUCAUUGUGGAUAGUUUCAAUCCGCUGAUGCUGGUUGUAGUGCAGCACACCGUCAGCUCGCCUUGCAGCAAAUUCGUGAUAUGUGCGGCCCAGCUACGUAACAUGCAGCACUACUUUAUCGGCACCUACAAUUAUGAUAUACCGUACAAUUUCUUGAUUGGUAAUGACGGACGAGUAUAUGAAGGCCGCGGAUGGAACAUUGAAGGCGCACAUACAUUUGGCUACAACCGUUGCUCCGUUGGGAUCGGAUUUAUAGGUGACUAUCGCGAAGAAAUGCCGAACCACUCCCGUGUAACGGAAGCACAAAUGAACAGGACUCUGAUGCUACUGGCCGAGGGUGUGCAAUCCGGUUACCUCCGCGACGACUUCCUGGUCGUUGGCGCCAAGGACCUCAGAGACACGGCGAGCCCUGGCUCCAUACUCUACAACGCUAUACGAAAGUUGCCCAAUUAUGACCGCAAAAAUCGUUUCUCCAAUCUGACGUGCGAACAGAUGCGCGAUGCAUUCGGCAACUCAUCGUUGAUAAAUUAAGCCUCAAGCAUUUGUAGUGAGAAAUCGAACUUCAAUUUAUUGAAAAGUUUUGUGCCAUUGCAAUAUCACAAUGUGUUUAAACACUGGGUUUUUAUACUAAAUUAUAGAUUAUAUAUGUUUUUGUAUAAUUUUUGAAUAAACUUUGUAGAAAAUGUUGGGAUUUAUUAAAUAGGCGUAAUUAUAUUGACGUAAUAUAGUGAGUGAACAAUAAAAGUGUUGUACGUGGUAUAAUCACAAUCUUUAUUAGUAUAUAUAAUAUAUAUGUUUAGUGUACUUUAUUGCAUGACUUGUAGAGCUAUAAUUAUGACACGACAUGCAUUACAACGCGGGUCCUCUUGCUUAAAAACCAUUGCGUCAUUUAACAUAAUGUAGUUCUGAAGCUGAUAUAUUAGAUAACCUAACCAUUUAGAAAAUUUUCAGUACGUAUAUAAGGUACAAAUAAACACGAAUCAUGAUAAAAAAUAUGUUAUGAUCGCGAUCGUAAAAAUUGUACUGAGUUAAUUUAAUCACAAGUAUCAAGUUGUAUACAGUUUAUAAACAUUUGGCAUUGAUAAUAAUCAUAUAUUCUAAAGUAAUAGAAAAAAAAGUAAACAUUUGAUUUUUAAAUUUGUAAUUCAGAAAGGCUCAAUCAUUUUCACAUUACCAUUUUGGUAUUUAACUAUAAUUCAGAGGUUCUUUUAGGCACUGUAAUAAUAUGUAAGGAAGUGGCUCGCCAAAUUCGUACUUUGUCAAGAAUUGAGUAAACGCACUUAAUAUUAUUUUCAGUUUAGAGUACACGAAUUUUUCAACAAUUAUAUUUAUCGUAAUUUAUGAAGAGACACGUCACACUACGGAAGGCCGACAGCUAUGUUAUGGAUAUACACGAAGACCCACUGUUAUAGGAAAGCGAGUUACACAUAGAACACGAGCAAAACAAUAUCAACCUUAGCGGUGUGACGCUACUAUCAGAUCUACACAAAUGAUUCAAGUUCAUCGGCAUUGCAAUUUCGCAUUUGGAAAUGUGGUUAAUGUAAGACUAGUACAUAAUAAUACCUAAACCCGAACGGAUCCGGGGCUCAAUACACUACAACAUCGAAUAUUAAUUAUCCAUUUCCAUUAUAACUAUUAGUGGUUACACAGGCCUAUAGAUAGAAACGAAUAUUAUAGCAAAUGAUAUAAUAUGCAGCUUACAUUGCGAUUUGUGUACGUUUGUUCAAAAUUCCUAUUUAUUUUCUUUGGAAUUCAUUAUUACAUUCGCCUUUUUACAGUUUUGGCUCUAAUAAGUAUAUCAGGACGCCGUCACGCCAUUUGUUUCGUAAAUUAUUUAUUUGUUUAUUAAUAUUUACGAAAUAUUUGUUAAAUUGGUGCAUCGAAGUUAAUUAAUUAAUUAGCCUCUCAAAAAGUAAUAAACAACUGCCAGAAGUAGAAUUUAAAUCAAGGCACAACUUUAACGAAUAUUUAUUUACGUAAUUUAAAAACAUAGAAAUACCCAUAUUAUAAUAAAAAAACGGGUGUGAUUUAAUAACAUUUCUCACCAAUAAAGCCUAUCAUUUUAAUGCAAAUUCGUUGUUCUACACCGACGAAACAAGCUAUCAUUACAUUAAUUAUUUUUCGACUCGCCCAAGUAAUACAUUGGUUUAUUUGAAAUUACAAUUUCCGUACCUAAAAACAUCGCAUUACAUUGACUGUUAAGUUUAUUGCGUGAACAGUGCGAGUCAAGAAUUUCACAUUCUUAAUAAAUCAAGUGCGAACACAUUUAUAUUGCUUUCAUACACUUCAGUCGAAUCUAUAGAUCUUAUCACAUUAACACAUUAACUUAGUAUAGAAAGUUAUGUCGAUCGAUUGCAAUUUAUUGACGACGCAAUUGUCAUCUAAAGCCUUCUCAUAAUAUUUUGACCAGAGCGUAAAAUUAUAUUAAGAUUCAGGGAAACAUUCGGAUCGAUUUUAAGGGCGGCUGCAGGCAAUGUCACAUUGUGUAUCUAGGCGAACUUAGUACCUACCGCCGACGGUGCAUCGCAAUAAUUAACCUUUCAGUCUUUGGUACAUUCUAGUACAAUUGCAUACUUCAUACAAUAUGCCUAAAUCCAAUUGUUAAGUUCGCUAAAUAUCAUUGGUUAAACGCCGGUUAGAAUUUGGGGACACAUAUCAGAUGAAGGCUUUAAUUAGUUUAACACUAAGACUAGGUGCGCCCUGAGGACAAAUAUUCCAUCAAUUAUUGCACAUGAAAUUUUCAAUUUAAUCACAGCUUAUAUUCCAAAUAAAGAGAUCUAUCAAAAAUUUUAUAACAAACGUAAGAAAACAUUAGCCAAUAAUAUGGAAUAAUUUAUAAACGUAUUUUGUGACCCAUUCCGCGCUACAGAAACAUUCCUAGUCUAUAAUUUGAUUUCAUUUGCUGCAACGUUGGUAUGCUUCAGUAUACAGUAUGCGUUAGGUAACUUAAGACAAAUGUGUUUCUUUGAAUAAUUCAAUAUUUUACAACAAUUUCGGUAGCGCGGGACAGGUCCGAGGCCAACAAGAAGCUUAUCGCGGCGAUAAGCUCGUUCAUCUCGAGGUUCCCUUCGGCAAUAUUAAAUGUACAAUUUAUUCGACAAGAUACAUAAAAAAAAAAUUAGACCUACAUUGCUUAAUAAAUAAUUAAACGAAUCACUUAACCAAAAAAAUAUGUGCAAAACGCGGUAUACUCAAGUCUCACACAAAUCGUUCACAAAUUCAUCUAGAUUCUAGGUCAGUCAGUCGCAUUCUUAACGCUUAAAACGAGCCUUACGGUGUAUCUAAAUAGAACAACAUACAACACAUAUAAAGUAUCGCCGCGAUAAACGUACCCGUCGUGGCCGACAAAUCGAUGAUAUGAUAUAUUAGCAAAAAAACAAAUAACGAUGAAUGUUAAUAAACAAAUUAUACGUCUGAAACGGGAAUAAAUACUUUAUACACUUUACAAGUAUACCUACGUGUCUAUAAUAUGAUAUUUACAAGUUCAUUAUGAAGAAUGACAGGUUGUUAUUGAUGCAGAAUUCGGACGUCGGCUCAAAUCGCCACACCAAAUGAGAUCCUUAACAUAGUAACACUCGAAUUUGUACAUUAACUGUUGUAAAUAAUAAAAAAAAAAUAUAGAAAAAUCAUCUUCAUUUGCUAUGUGUCACCUAACACUGAACUUGGCAAAGCAUAUUUAGCGGGUCGGACGUAAAUCUGGAAUUUUGAACAACGUUUCGUCGCGAAAAAGAACCUCUUUACAAAAAACACGUGACUAAACAAGCAAAAAAAAAAAAA
Zerene cesonia (dogface butterfly) is the source of this 4302-nucleotide messenger RNA. RefSeq names its product peptidoglycan-recognition protein SC2-like. The record is from RefSeq and is a predicted model, not a curated record. The transcript is spliced from 5 exons. Bases 76 to 1056 code for a protein of 326 amino acids. Gene Ontology annotation, biological process: peptidoglycan catabolic process. Lineage: Eukaryota; Metazoa; Arthropoda; Insecta; Lepidoptera; Pieridae. Gene Ontology annotation, molecular function: zinc ion binding; N-acetylmuramoyl-L-alanine amidase activity.